UGGAUGUUGAAGUACACUUUGGAAUUUUUUUGAUAUUAAAACCCAGAUUGAUCAAUUUAAUACUGUACCCAACUCCAUUCUAAGUCUCCAACACUAUUAAUAGUUCGGAAGUCUUCCCAGGGAGAAAAAAAGGAAAAACUCAGAAUCACCAUGUCAACAUCUUUUUUUUCUCCCAACUUCUCCACCCUCACUCCCUUGAACAGCAGAUCUCAAACUUUGGGUUUUAAUCCACUUUUCUAUGCAACAACAUUUUCUACACACAACCAUGACGACUAUGAUCAUGGAUUCCCAUUCCCAACCAAUCUCAAAAUCUCCCAGAGAUCCUCAAACAAAAGGGCCUUGGUCAUUCAAGCCACUCCUGAAGCCGCCGCCGCCGGAGACUUUCUUUCCGGCGUUCUUCCCUUCUGGCCUCCCUCGGAUAAUUCUUGGUUAGGUUGGGCUGUCGGACUUGGGGUGUCACUACCCUUGGUUACUGCUCAGUUGAUAGCAUUGUCAAAGCAAGUUGAGGCGGCGGCGGAGGCGGUGGAAAAAGUGGCGGAGGUGGUGGAGAACGUGGCGCAUGACGUUGAUAAGGCGGCGGAGGAUUUUAAAGUGAAGCUACCGGAUGGCAGGCUCAAAGACAUAGUUGAGUCUAUUGAACAUUUGGCCGAAGAAACUGCUAAAGAUGCUCAUAUAGUGGAAGACCUCAUGGACAAGGUUGAGGAAGUGGAUGAGAAGUUGGUGGAGAUUCUGUCUCAGAAAUCUGAGCAAGCAAAGGCAUCACCUACUACUGAGGAGAAGGCCUAAGCUAGCUUGUGAAAAUGGAGCAAACAAAUUAAAAAGACUGUAAAAUUUGGAAUAAUAGAAAGAAACUAUAUUGAUGGAUGCAUGUUGGUCUGUGAGUGCAUGUUGGCCUGUGAGCAUCACGUAUUCGUGGGUUAUUUGGACCAAAACUACGAACUAUAACCAAUUAUUACAUUAUUAUUAGUA
Messenger RNA from Ipomoea nil (Japanese morning glory), 969 nucleotides. RefSeq lists its product as uncharacterized. The record is from RefSeq and is a predicted model, not a curated record. The transcript has 5 exons. Bases 151 to 786 code for a protein of 211 amino acids. Lineage: Eukaryota; Viridiplantae; Streptophyta; Magnoliopsida; Solanales; Convolvulaceae.